AUGAAGCCAACAAAUUCAGUACGAAUAAUGCAGAUUAUGAUACUCGAUAUCCCAGAUUCAAUUGCACUCGAAGACAUUGAGCUUCAUUUUAAUACUCUCUCAGAAAGUCUAGGCAUCCCAAAGCCUGCCUCUAUUAAUCUCGUCAAAGCGAUUAAAAUCGCUUACGUAAUCUUCCCAACCAUAAAUUCAGCUUCUGAAGUAUUUAAUGCUCUCAACGAAAAUGUGUCUAUUUGCGGAUUUUCUUUACAAUUCGAUUAUGCACCUACAAAUUCAGAGAACAGCCAACAAAAAUUUCUAUCGAGAACUGAAUGGUAUUGUCCCAAAGUACAUCUUAAUACAGUGUGAUGCUUAUAAUUUUGCUAAUAGAAGUAAAUGCUAUAAAUGCAAAUUCCCAAGACAUAGUCUUAGGGAUCCUGAUCACUCAGAACUGCCUGCGAAAGAAGAAGAAAAUAUAAACGCAACAAUAAUGGCUAAAGGCUCAAUAGUCUCUGUAUGUGAUGAAGAAACAGUGAUUUUCAGGUAGAUUUUUAAUACUUUUGCAAAAUUUGGCAAAGUCAAAGAUGUCAGAAAAAUCCGUGACAGGCUUAGUGGUGAUUUUAGGGAUAUUGCAUUUAUAGAAUUUUAUUCCAUAAAUGAUGCAGACAUGACAUUGGAAAUUAGUGGGAAUUCCCCUAUAACUAUUGAAGGCUGUCCAAUUACAAUAUCUAAAAGCAGAAAAAGGAAGACAGAAACAUUCAGCCAAUUUCCUUCAAACCCAGACUAUGGAUACGGAAUUCCUAUAUUUCAUACCCCAACCCAAAUUAUUGUCCCACAAGCCUUAAAAACCUUGUCUGGAUACGAAUACAAAAUUCCUUCCCAUUACGCAUUUGACGAAUCAUGCCAGCUUUACUAUGACACACAUACCAAAUACUACUGGGAUCCAAAAACAAAUAAAUUUAUGAAGUAAAUAUCAAUACAGGGAUGGGAAUAAGUUUAUUUUUGACGAAAAUUCUCAAGUUUUUAUACCAUUUAUAGAGCCUCAAGAGAAAAAAGUGAAAGAAAAACAUAUAAAAGGUAUGAUUUAUCUGUCGGUAAACAAGAAAUUGAAGAGGAGAUAA
This is a messenger RNA of Blepharisma stoltei, 1097 nucleotides long. The record is from the annotation of a GenBank genome assembly. Lineage: Eukaryota; Ciliophora; Heterotrichea; Heterotrichida; Blepharismidae.